AUGAAACGCCGUCCUGUAACCCUGCAACACUUGGGACCUCUCCAACUCACCACCUCCGAAGUGGUGCUCGUGCAUCGCUCCCAGAUUCGAGGACCUAAGUUUGUGAUCGGGGCGCAAGCGGGUGGGGUAGUCCUCGCCGGACAGUAUACCUGCCACCGUACCGGUACCUGGUAUUCUGAAUGCCAUUAA
This is a messenger RNA of Lindgomyces ingoldianus, 189 nucleotides long. RefSeq lists its product as uncharacterized. The record is from RefSeq and is a predicted model, not a curated record. Lineage: Eukaryota; Fungi; Ascomycota; Dothideomycetes; Pleosporales; Lindgomycetaceae. The transcript has 3 exons. The coding region runs from base 1 to 189 and encodes 62 amino acids.